This is a messenger RNA of Bactrocera tryoni, 707 nucleotides long. RefSeq lists its product as uncharacterized. Bases 117 to 524 code for a protein of 135 amino acids. The transcript has 4 exons. Lineage: Eukaryota; Metazoa; Arthropoda; Insecta; Diptera; Tephritidae. The record is from RefSeq and is a predicted model, not a curated record.
GCUGCACCAUCCGAUAAGGCAAAUAACCAACAGGGCCGCGAUAUACCUUAGUGCAAUCUCGAAAUCAGAAAAUCACAAGACAGUGCACAAACAGAACGAGCAGUGCUUGAAACAAUAUGAAAUUGGAAUACGAUACAAAUCCGUUCAAGCGACCGAUGAAUGCGCUACAAAAACAAUGGUACCGCGUACUUAUCGCCCGGCGUGUUGGCUACGGGCCGCCGCGAUCCUCGAGCAAUGCCAACCAAACGCAAACCUAUCAGCAAGUUUGCCAACGGCGCUACAUGGACGCAUUCCGCCGUUACAAUGCACAGUUCCGCAAGGAAGUGCAACGGCAUGAACUCAUGCAGCCGACUGCCAUCGAUGCGAUGCGUGUUCACAGAACCUUCGCCAUUACAACACUUUGGCCGCCCUUGCACUCGAAACGAGAAAUAAAUCUGACACUGGAACAAUUGGAGAAUGUUUUGAGUGUCAAAGAAAGGUGGCGUUUGGAGGAGAUACUCAAGCGUGAAACGAAGCACAGAUAAAGUGGCUUCACAAGGCAACGUGAUAUAGGAGGCAUGGGUGUAGAGAAAAAGCGGAGAUGGAAUAAAAACGGGAGGAAUAAGUUGCAAAUGAGGAAGAAUCGAAUGUACUGACUGGAGGGAGUGGAUGACAUAUCAAUGACUUGAAGAGCUGAAAUGUUAAAAUGAAAAUUGAUUUGACUUAAG